AUGGACAACGACGAUGGAUUUGAUUAUUUGUUCAAAAUCGUGCUUGUCGGCGAUAUGGGAGUCGGGAAAACGUGCGUAGUACAAAGGUUUCGUAGUGGAAAUUUUGUCGAUCGUCAAGGUACCACGAUAGGCGUUGAUUUCACAAUGAAGACACUGAAUGUUGACGGAAAACGCGUAAAACUUCAAAUUUGGGAUACUGGAGGCCAAGAAAGAUUCCGUACCAUUACUCAAUCGUAUUAUCGAUCAGCAAACGGAAUUGUUUUAUGCUAUGACAUCACGUGUAAGCAAUCUUUCGGAAGUCUGCAGCGCUGGAUCGAUGAUGUUUCGAAAUUCGCGGCUCCAAAUGUUGUCAAGCUUCUCAUCGGUACAAAGUGUGAUCUCGAAGACCAGCGCUCAAUUGAGACCGAGGAAGCAGAAAUGUUGCAAAGAGCUAACGGAAUGUUCGCCAUGCUUGAAACUAGUGCCAAAAACGAUAUAAACGUUGAUAACGCGUUUCUCGAAUUGGCAACUAUUCUGAAGCGGCAAUAUGAUCAAGGAGUUCUCGAGCAAGGAGCAACUGGCACAUUUCAACUUGGUUCUGGUGGAACCACGUCAAUCAACUCUCCGUGGCAACGCUGUUGUCAAUACACAUAA
Caenorhabditis remanei is the source of this 633-nucleotide messenger RNA. RefSeq lists its product as uncharacterized. Gene Ontology annotation, molecular function: GTP binding; GTPase activity. The transcript is spliced from 5 exons. The record is from RefSeq and is a predicted model, not a curated record. NCBI's taxonomy places the organism in Eukaryota, Metazoa, Nematoda, Chromadorea, Rhabditida, Rhabditidae. Bases 1 to 633 code for a protein of 210 amino acids.